GCUAUUUCUGACCCUUCCAGUCCUUCCUCAGGUACGCUCUCGCUUCUUUUCUGGUCCAUAAAAGCAAACACCUUUCCAUUCCCAUCCCCUCCCCCGCGUCCAACCAUGGCGCUCUCCCUCUCCGAUCUCUCCUUCGCCCCCUCCAAGCCAUCGCUCGGGGGAUUCGGUCCCGAUCUCUCCCGCUGCCGCUACCUCCGCCCUUCCUUCCUCGACCACCGCCUCCCUGCCGACCCGUCCCUCUCGCUCCGCCACUCCAAGAAGAGGAAGAGCCCGAGGAGAAACGGAGACUGCUCGGCUGGCGGCGUUGGUGGAUUCGCGAACGUUAUCACGGCGUCGGCGGACUACUACUCGACUCUCGGAGUUCCCCGGUCCGCUAACAACAAGGAGAUCAAGGCCGCCUACCGAAGAUUAGCUCGCCAGUAUCACCCUGAUGUCAAUAAACAACCUGGAGCAACAGAAAAGUUCAAGGAGAUAAGCACUGCAUAUGAGGUGCUGUCAGAUGAUAAAAAGAGGGCAUUAUAUGAUCAGUAUGGUGAAGCUGGAGUUAAGAGUUCGGUUGGAGGUUCAGCUGGAGCAUAUACGACUAAUCCUUUUGACCUAUUUGAGACUUUCUUUGGUGCGAGCAUGGGUGGUUUCUCUGGCAUGGACCAGAGUACAUUUAGAACACGCAGACGCGGUGCUGCUGUCAAGGGUGAAGAUAUAAGAUAUGACGUAGUUUUGAAGUUUUCAGAGGCUAUUUUUGGCACAGAAAAGGAUAUUGUGUUGUCUCAUUUGGAGACUUGUGAUGUCUGUGCUGGCACUGGAUCAAAGAUUGGCUCCAAGAUGAGAAUAUGCUCAACUUGCGGUGGACGAGGUCAAGUCAUGCGAACUGAGCAAACACCUUUUGGAUUAUUUUCCCAGGUUUCCAUUUGUCCCACCUGUGGUGGAGAGGGUGAAAUCAUUUCUGAGUAUUGCCGAAAGUGUGCUGGGGAAGGGCGUAUACGUGUUGGAAAAGAUAUUAAAGUGAAAAUACCUCCUGGAGUUAGCAAAGGUAGUACUCUUCGUGUACGUGGUGAAGGUGAUGCCGGACCCAAAGGGGGUCCUCCUGGAGAUCUUUAUGUAUUACUUGAUGUGGAAGAGGUGCCAGAAAUACAAAGGGACGGCAUCAAUUUACGUUCAACUGUCUCAAUAAAUUAUAUUGAAGCCAUUUUGGGGGCUACUGUUAAGGUGAAAACAGUUGAUGGAAUUACUGAACUUCAAAUACCUCCUGGUACUCAACCUGGUGACAUGGUUGUUCUAGCUAAACGAGGUGUCCCUAAGUUAAACAAGCCAUCGAUACGUGGUGACCAUUUGUUUGCUAUUAAGGUCACUAUACCAAAUCAUAUCAGUGGACGGGAGCGUGAGUUGCUUGAAGAACUUGCAUCUUUGAGUGAUACUUCUCUCAGCCGUACACGUCCCAGUGCUAAAACCAAAUCGCAGAUAAAAAGAACGGAUAGCCAACAAAGUGUGGAGGCAGAAGAUUGGGAUCAAUCUGGUGGGCAAAAUGACUUUUGGCAGAAACUAAAAGAUUUUGCAGGGUCAGUUGCUAAUGGAGCACUAAAGUGGCUGAAAGACAACCUUUAGUUCAAAUGCAGUUUCUUACAGAUUUUAGAUGAUGAUGCCAUCUCCGUCCGGUAUGUAGAUGAGUCCAUGGUCCGUGUUCUCCUAUUCUUUUUUUCUGGAAAUUGCCCGAAGUUGUCACGGCCGUUGCUGCAACAAGCCAACACAUGGGAGGAUAAUAUUCAAGAAAUGAUGGAUGAGAGACUUCUUGUGACAUUCUUUUAACUUUUAUUUAUUUUCCCUUUCUGUAGAGUUAACAAUUAGCAACUGCAAUUCUUUGCACAAGUGUAAUGUUUUUUGUAUUCUUAUCGUCCUGUGAGGACAAGCUAAAAUAGUUCAGGGCACCGUGUGUUAUUUUCCAUCAGCGCCGCCCAUUGUUCUUUGCAGAUUUUGCAGGCUUGUAUCUUCAGAGUCUGAGUAAUCCGGUGACUGAAGCACCAAUGUUUGUUCACUUGUUUGAUGGGCAAUAUAUGAUAAACUCAACAUUCCAGUUAUUU
Molecule: messenger RNA, 2075 nt
Organism: Phoenix dactylifera (date palm)
Lineage: Eukaryota; Viridiplantae; Streptophyta; Magnoliopsida; Arecales; Arecaceae
Biological process (GO): response to heat; protein refolding
Cellular component (GO): cytoplasm; chloroplast thylakoid membrane
Molecular function (GO): ATP binding; heat shock protein binding
Source: RefSeq, a predicted model, not a curated record